AUGGGUAACUCCAAGAGCGGCGCUGUGUCCAAGGAGAUCCUGGAGGACCUGAAACUCAACACCAAGUUCUCAGAGACUGAGAUUGUCCAGUGGUACGAGAACUUCAAGAGGCAGUGUCCAACGGGGCGCAUCACGAAAGAGGAGUUUCAGAGCAUCUACAGCAAGUUCUUCCCAGAGAGCGACGCCCAAACAUACUCCCAGCACGUCUUCCGAUCCUUCGACACGAACGACGACGGCACGCUGGACUUCAAGGAGUACAUCGUCGCUCUGCACAUGACGUCAACAGGGAAGACCACCAGGAAACUGGAGUGGGCCUUCUCGCUGUUCGAUGUGGACAAGAACGGAUACAUCACCAAGUCGGAGGUCAAGGAAAUCUGUUCGGCAAUUUUCAAGCUGAUUCCUAAGGAUGAGUUGUCUAUUCUGGCUGAAGAUGAAAACACAGCUGAGAAGAGGGCAGAUAAACUCUGGAAGUUCUUUGACAAGGGCGACAAUGAACGAGUGGCAGAAGGCGAGUUUAUCCAGGGAGUGUUGGACAAUGAUGAAGCCCUCCGUUUGAUUCAGUAUACGCCUGCAAAGUAACUCUGUAUCUCUCUCUCCGUUCCGUUGUUUCCACUCUUUCUUACCC
This is a messenger RNA of Centropristis striata (black sea bass), 625 nucleotides long. Its product is annotated as recoverin-like. The record is from RefSeq and is a predicted model, not a curated record. Lineage: Eukaryota; Metazoa; Chordata; Actinopteri; Perciformes; Serranidae. The transcript is spliced from 3 exons. The coding region runs from base 1 to 579 and encodes 192 amino acids. Gene Ontology annotation, molecular function: calcium ion binding.